This is a messenger RNA of Miscanthus lutarioriparius, 1980 nucleotides long. NCBI's taxonomy places the organism in Eukaryota, Viridiplantae, Streptophyta, Magnoliopsida, Poales, Poaceae. The record is from the annotation of a GenBank genome assembly.
AUGGUUGCGAACAACAAGGUGGACAGCCUGUCGUACGACGUCGAGGCGCCGCCGCCCGCGGCGGCGGCGGCAGCGCCACCUCCGGCGUCGUCGUCGCCGGCGCCGGCUCGUCCCGCGGCGCCCGUGACGCGGCAGGGCACCGCGUCCGCGUCGGCGUCGGUGCUGGAGCUGCACAAGGUGUCGGUGCCGGAGCGGCGGACGACGGCGAAGGCGCUGCGGCAGCGCCUGGCCGAGGUGUUCUUCCCCGACGACCCGCUGCACCAGUUCAAGAACCAGUCGUCGGCGCGGCGCCUGGUGCUGGCGCUGCAGUACUUCUUCCCCAUCUUCCAGUGGGGCCCAGAAUAUAGGCCGGCCGGCGUGCGGCGCGUAAUAACUACCUCUAACACGGUUGCCGUUGUUGCCGUCGCCGUGCAGGGAAUCAGCUACGCCAAGCUCGCCAACCUGCCGCCGAUCAUUGGCCUAUAUUCCAGCUUUGUGCCGCCGCUCAUCUACUCGCUGCUGGGGAGCUCGCGGGACCUGGCGGUGGGGCCGGUCUCCAUCGCGUCGCUGGUGAUGGGGUCCAUGCUCCGGGAGGCCGUGUCGCCGGACGAGCAGCCCAUCCUGUACCUGCAGCUCGCCUUCACCGCCACCUUCUUCGCCGGCGCCUUACAGGCGUCCCUGGGAUUCCUCAGGCUGGGCUUCAUCGUCGACUUCCUGUCGAAGCCGACGCUGACGGGCUUCAUGGGCGGCGCCGCCGUCAUCGUGUCGCUGCAGCAGCUCAAGAGCCUGCUCGGCAUCGUCCACUUCACCUCCCACAUGGGCUUCGUCGACGUCAUGCGCUCCGUCGUCAACCGCCACGACGAGUGGAAGUGGCAGACGAUCGUCAUGGGCAGCGCCUUCCUCGCCAUCCUCCUCCUCACGCGCCAAAUCAGCAAAAGGAACCCAAAGCUUUUCUUGGCAGCAGCAGGUGCUCCCCUGGCGUCAGUGAUCAUCUCCACCAUCCUCUCCUACAUCUGGAAAUCCCCACCAUCAGUGUUGGGAGUGAACCCACCUUCAGCGAACAUGCUCACCUUCAGCGGCUCCUACGUGGCGCUGGCGAUCAAAACAGGGGUCAUGACAGGCAUCUUGUCCUUAACUGAAGGGAUUGCAGUGGGCAGGACAUUCGCAUCCAUCAACAACUACCAGGUGGACGGGAACAAGGAGAUGAUGGCGAUCGGGAUCAUGAACAUGGCCGGCUCCUGCGCCUCCUGCUACGUGACGACGGGUUCCUUCUCCCGGUCGGCGGUGAGCUACAGCGCGGGGUGCAAGACGGCGGUGUCCAACAUCGUGAUGGCGGCGAUGGUGCUGGUGACGCUGCUGUUCCUGAUGCCGCUGUUCCACUACACCCCGAACGUGAUCCUGUCGGCGAUCAUCAUCACGGCGGUGAUAGGGCUGAUCGACGUGCGCGGCGCCGCCAAGCUGUGGAAGGUGGACAAGCUGGACUUCCUGGCGUGCGUGUCCGCGUUCCUGGGAGUGCUCCUGGUGUCCGUGCAGAUGGGCCUCGCCAUCGCCGUCGGCAUCUCGCUGUUCAAGAUCCUGCUGCAGGUGACGCGGCCGAACCUGGUGGUGGAAGGCCUGGUCCCCGGCACGCAGAGCUACCGCAGCGUGGCGCAGUACCGGGAGGCCGUGCGCGUGCCGGCGUUCCUCGUCGUCGGCGUCGAGUCGGCCAUCUACUUCGCUAACUCCAUGUACCUGGUGGAGCGGGUCUUGCGGUACCUCCGCGACGAGGAGGAGCGCGCGCUCAAGUCCAACCUCCCCUCCAUCCGAUCCGUCGUCCUCGACAUGAGCGCCGUCACGGCGAUCGACACGAGCGGUCUGGACGCGCUGUCGGAGCUGAAGAAAGUCCUGGACAAAAGAAACAUCGAGCUGGUGCUUGCCAACCCGUUGGGAUCGGUGGCGGAGAGGAUUUUCAACUCGGCGGUGGGGAUACCUUCGGGUCGGACCGCCUCUUCUUCAGCGUAG